UGUGUUUUUAAAUGUUAUAAAUCAUAUGAUUUUUGUUUAUAAUUAAUUUCUAGUGUUUAUUGUUUAAUAUAUAAUGUAAUAUUCAUUGAAAAUGACAAAUAAUUUUCAGUUUGAAUUCAAUAAAUAUAUAAAUCAAAAGCGAUUAUUGAAGAAAAUUUUCGACGAGACACUCAUCGCAUGCAAUGAAAUCGCUAUCAAUGACUACUUCACUAAAGACCAGUUCUCGGAGAUAUGGCUCAAAGAAGAAGACGAGAAGUUUAUCCGCGAGAUAAUCGAGACACCCAUUGGUAUCGUUGUGUUGGGAACAAAGUCUUGGGCCAAAGCUCUAGUGGUGAAUGAGCUCUUGAACUGUCCUCUCCUUCCCAUCGACACCACAGCGAAGUCCAAUCCAUGGCGUACUGUCCGCUGUCUAUACGGCACGCAAACAGUGGUGUCUUUAGCUGUCGACCACUGCUAUGAAUUGGUCGAGCAUUUGGCAGCCUAUGAUCAGGUCUGGCAUACAAUACCUCAAAGCGAUUUGCAGCUCAAAAAAGGCGACGCCAAAGCCAUCCGAGACCCGGGAUAUCAUUUGGCAACACUUGAGGUGAAACUACCGCACCCUCUGCUCAAAGAUGACGUCCAGAUAAUGGUCUCUCCGGGACUCAACGACUUCGAUGUCAUCUAUUCGUGUUGUUUCGAAAACAUCAAUCCAAUCGUUAUUUAUGCCAUCUCUGGCGAAGACGAAUGUCUCUCACCUCUCGAUGUCCAGCAAUUAAGUGAUCUCCGUCUCAAAGAACCAAAGAUUCCCAUAUUCUUCGUGCGGACGAAGGAAGUGGUGACACAACCGCUGACGCCUACCAUUAGUUACGCCGAGUUCUCGCCGUCGGAAUUGACUGAAUCACAACAGCACUGGUAUUACAGGCAACAGUCGGCUGCGAUCAGCUCAUCGGUCACUAACCAUAGCCCUCCCGACUCACCGCUAGUCCUUCCCUCGUCUUCAUUACCAAACACUCAUUUCGAGGCAUUUCAUCAAAACUCGUCAUCUCUGGCACUACACCAACAGUUAUAUAAUUUAGGAUAUCUUAUAGAAACCCGACAUCACAUGAGAGGACAGCUCACUAACGAAUCGGUGGCUAAAAAGUCUCGACGCGACUACUUCUUCGACGUCUCGUCAGAAUUUGUGGAUAAUUUCAAUAAAUUCUCGACAAUUUCGGUGUUCUUUCGAAAUAUCUUGCGUUCAAAUCUGGUGUCGGCGGCGACUCUACUCAACGAAUCACACAACCAUUGCCUCCGGAUGUUUAUACUGACGGCACACGACAUGACAUGGGAUUUGCAGAUCACUCCCAAACGCAUUGAAUACGUUAAGCAACGCGAAGCCGAACUCUUCUCGUCUCUGAUGGCGAUCGCCAACAAAAAGCAGGAAGAGAUCAAACAACUCAUUUCGGAGACAAUCGAUUUCAUGCGUUCAGAUAUACUGAAUCAGGCGGCGAACCACGAGUUCACGAAUCCUAUCAUUAAUUUCAAUAACAUCAGCGCCCGAGAGCUCCACAACUGUACGGACGAGAUUCAGGACUUAGUGCUAACUCUACUCAAUAGUGCGAUCGCAAAGAAAUUAGUCGGUUCUGUAGACUAUAUGCGCGACUCAUUUAUCGGAACUCUCGAGAGGUGUCUCACUUUGUUGGAGGCCUCGUGUCAGGAGGCGGGCGAUCCUCCCGAGGCGUCGGACGCACUCAAACAGAUACUGAACGCCGCCUACACUAUAGAG
Molecule: messenger RNA, 1744 nt
Organism: Medioppia subpectinata
Lineage: Eukaryota; Metazoa; Arthropoda; Arachnida; Sarcoptiformes; Oppiidae
Source: the annotation of a GenBank genome assembly